Messenger RNA from Phoenix dactylifera (date palm), 1055 nucleotides. RefSeq names its product ubiquitin-conjugating enzyme E2 20-like. The record is from RefSeq and is a predicted model, not a curated record. Lineage: Eukaryota; Viridiplantae; Streptophyta; Magnoliopsida; Arecales; Arecaceae.
AUUCUGACUCGUUUCUUCUCUUCUAUCGGCUCUCUCAUUCUCUCUUUUGCGGUCCUCUGGAGAAAGUAGAAGAAGAAGAAGAGAUAGGCCCCAAAUUGGUCUCUUCUUCUUCCUUAAGACAACCAAAACCCAGCCUCUCUCUCUCUCGCGGUAAUUCUUCCUCUUGUGGAUAGGAGGUAUCUCAGCUCUGAAACAGGCGGAGGCGAGCAAAGAUGCCGAGGGAGAACCAAGAUAACAUCCCCAACACUCCUGCUGCAAUGGCUCCUCCAACAGCCGCUGCCGCUGCCAAACAGCCUCUGCCCGUUGCAAAGGGCCCUGAUGGCCAGUCUGUCUUGAGGAGGCUGCAGUCAGAACUGAUGGCUUUAAUGAUGUGUGGAGAUCCUGGGAUAUCAGCUUUUCCAGAGGGAGAUAACAUCUUCUGCUGGAAAGGAACCAUCACUGGGGGCAAAGACACUGUCUAUGAGGGAAUGGUCUACAAGCUCUCCCUCUCCUUCCCUAAUGAUUAUCCUUUCAAGCCUCCAAAGGUGAAGUUUGAAAAUGUCUGCUUCCACCCCAAUGUCGAUCUCAAUGGAGGCAUCUGUUUGGAUAUUCUUCAGGAUAAAUGGUCAUCUGCAUAUGAUGUGAGAACCAUACUGCUCUCAAUUCAGAGUCUUUUGGGAGAACCAAACAAUGAGUCUCCUCUCAACCCUCAAGCUGCAGCACUUUGGAACAAUCAAGAGGAGUUCAGGAAAAUUGUGGAGAAGACUUACAAGCCUGCCUAGCUCGAAUGGUUCUGUGAAUUGGUAUCACAGACAUCAUCACCUAUAAAGGAAGGAGAGAUGCGCAUUGUUGUGUUCUUCAAUUUUCUGUUGUUAAUCUUCUUUCUUUUUUUCCCAUUUUCCCAUGGAGCUUUUUUUUAAGCUCAAACUAGUAAACUUCAUAUUAAGAUUUAUAGCUUAAAUAACCAUUGCUGAUUUUUUUUUUCAUUUGUUAUUGUUGUAAAUUGAAAUGAAUCCUAUGACAUGAAUCGCCUAUAUGGAUUUUGUCAAAAUGAAUCGUAUGAAUUCCUUCUGGCA